CGUCCCGCCUCCGGGGAGGCCGUCUCAGCCAAUGAGAGGAGAGUGGCGAGGAGUGGCAAGUUAGGCUGUGAUGGCAGAGUGUUGCAUCCUGCACGGCGCCUGUACCGCUGCUCAGCCGUCGUUGGGGACGUUCCCCUGGCAUUAGGAGGAGACGUUUGUGUCCUUGGGAGCUGGGCUAGCCCUCCAGUGUUUUUGCCAUGGCUGGCGCCAUUGCCUCCCGCAUGAGCUUCAGCUCCCUCAAGAGGAAGCAGCCCCAAACCUUCACGGUGCGGAUCAUCACCAUGGAUGCAGAGAUGGAGUUCAACUGUGAGGUCAAGUGGAAAGGAAAGGACCUGUUUGACCUGGUAUGUCGGACGCUGGGCCUCCGUGAAACGUGGUUCUUUGGACUGCAGUACAUGAUCAAGGACACUAUGGCUUGGCUCAAAAUGGAUAAGAAGGUCCUCGACCAUGAUGUCUCCAAGGAGGAGCCGGUCAUGUUUCAUUUCCUGGCCAAGUUUUACCCAGAGAAUGCAGAAGAGGAGCUUGUUCAGGAAAUCACUCAGCACUUGUUCUUUCUUCAGGUGAAGAAGCAGAUCUUGGAUGAGAAGAUCUACUGUCCCCCAGAGGCAUCUGUUCUCCUUGCCUCUUAUGCGGUCCAAGCCAAGUAUGGAGAUUAUGACCCCGCCGUGCACAAGCGGGGCUUCUUGGCCCAAGAGGAGUUGCUUCCGAAGCGGGUGAUAAACCUAUACCAGAUGACCCCAGAGAUGUGGGAAGAGAGAAUUACAGCUUGGUAUGGCCAACAUCGAGGCAGAGCCAGAGAUGAAGCUGAAAUGGAGUACCUGAAGAUCGCCCAGGACCUCGAGAUGUACGGCGUGAACUACUUUGCAAUCCGGAACAAGAAGGGAACCGAGCUAUUGCUGGGGGUCGAUGCUUUGGGCCUCCACAUCUAUGAUCCGGAAAACAGGCUGACCCCCAAAAUUUCCUUUCCAUGGAAUGAGAUUCGGAAUGUCUCGUACAGCGAUAAGGAGUUUACGAUAAAGCCUCUGGACAAAAAGAUAGACGUCUUCAAAUUCAACUCUUCAAAGCUGCGUGUGAAUAAGCUGAUCCUUCAGCUGUGCAUCGGGAACCAUGACCUGUUCAUGAGGAGGAGGAAAGCAGACUCCCUGGAAGUCCAACAGAUGAAAGCCCAGGCCCGGGAAGAGAAGGCCAGGAAACAGAUGGAACGCCAGCGUUUAGCUCGCGAGAAACAGAUGAGAGAAGAGGCAGAGCGGACCAGGGACGACUUGGAGAGGCGGCUGUUGCAGUUAAAGGAAGAGGCAACGAUGGCAAAUGAAGCCUUGAUGAGAUCUGAAGAAACAGCAGACUUGUUGGCUGAAAAAGCUCAGAUCACAGAAGAAGAAGCGAAGCUCCUGGCUCAGAAGGCAGCCGAAGCGGAGCAGGAGAUGCAGCGGAUCAAAGCUACGGCCAUCCGGACUGAGGAAGAGAAACGGCUGAUGGAGCAAAAGGUGCUGGAGGCAGAGAUGCUGGCGCUGAAGAUGGCGGAGGAGUCCGAACGGAGGGCAAAGGAAGCUGAUCAGCUCAAGCAGGACCUGCAGGAAGCCCGUGACUCUGAGCGGAGAGCCAAACAGAAGCUUCUGGAAAUAACCAGCAAGUCAUCCUACACGCAGCCCAUGAACUCGAGCACGACGGCGCUGCCUCCCGAUUUGCCAAACUUCAGCCUCAUCAGCGAAAGCCUUUCCUUUGACUUCAAGGAUACCGACAUGAAGAGAUUGUCCAUGGAGAUUGAGAAAGAAAAGGUGGAAUACAUGGAGAAAAGCAAGCACCUCCAGGAACAGCUGAAUGAGCUGAAGACCGAAAUUGAGGCUCUGAAGUUGAAGGAGAGGGAGACAGCGAUGGACAUCUUGCACAACGAGAACGACCGGGGGAAUGGCAAGCACAACACGAUUAAGAAGCCUCAAGCCCAGGGCAGAAGACCAAUCUGCAUUUGAGACCUUCCAACUCACCUUGCAGAGCACAAAAGCCCGCGUGGCGUUCUUCGAGGAGCUCUAGCAAGCGAGCCGGUCCCCGUUGCUCCUGAGCCAGCCCGGCUGCCCGGCACAGACCCUCUCCGUUCAAGACCUCGACCAUAGCCGACCUUGAAUCUCUUCUUCCCAGCUGUCCGAACUGUGACUCUCUUCGCACGCGCAUGUGGUGAAUCCCAGCGUCUGGCGUCUUGGAAGAGUUUGGCUUGAUGCUCUCUAGCUUCAUACUUUGUCGUUUUAAAUGCUCUUCGUAGAACACAGAACUGUGCUAUACGAUUUAGCUGCUUCUCUUUUUUUUUAUUUGUAUUGAUUGUGACCUGUAUUAUAUGCUCCCAAGACAGUGGGCAUCUGCAUGAUACCUUUUUUUUCCUCCUUGCCUCUUCGUAGGGGCACAGUGAACAGUACUUCCUUCCGUAGGCCAAGAGAGGCCUUUCCGAAGCUCCGACUGAUGGAUUUUAACGUCUGCGCUGUGCUUUCUGGUAACCGCUUUUCUCUUCUCAACAAAUGGAAGAGGAUCCUCACUGAACCUUGUCAGGAUGUUAAAGUUCUUCCCCUCCUUCUGAAUUGAGCUGGCAGAGGGUGACAGGUGGGCUUUGAAGGAGCCCCUGCCUUAGGAAGGUGGGAAGGUGCCCUACACUGAGUCAGACUGUUGGUCUAUCUAGCUCAGUAUUGUCUACACUGACUGGCAGCAGCUCUGCAGGAUUUCAGUCUGGAGCCUCUCCCAGCCCUAACUGGAGAUGCCAGCGGGGAUUGAACCUGGGACCUUCUGCGUGCAAAGCGGAUGCUCUUCCACUGAGCACACACUGCUAAGCGCAGAAGCUCUCAUCACUGAGCUACAAUCAGGACCAUAGAAAGCUGUCUCAUACUGAGUCAAACCACGGGUCCAUCUAACUCAGUACCGUCUACGCUGACUGGCAGCAGUUCUCCAGAAUGUCAGGAAGGGAGUCUCUCUCAGCCCUACCCGGAGAUUGGACCUGCCACCUUCUGCAAGCAAAACAGAUGCUCUACCAACCGGGCUACGGCCCGUCCCCUGUGCCAACUUGAUCUGUGUUGCAUACAGAGAAGGUCAAAUUCUGUACAAGGAAGGUUGGUGCUCAGUAUUUAAAAAGCCCUCUUUUUUUGUUUGUUUACACUUUGCUUUUAGGCGUAGCUUUUAAUUGUGGGAUUUUUACAACCAAAAAAAGGCUUCUUGUAAGAACUGGGGUAAUGUCAGGCAAGGGGGAGAAGUGUGCGGGAUUUGGGCCCCACAACUAAGAUGCAGUGGAAGGUACGGAAUCUUCAUGCAUGCGGCAGAAACCCCCCACCAUCUCACAUCUGGGAGACCUGUCCCCAAUGCACAGCAAUCCCCUAUGAAGUUUUGAAUAUUUAACUGACACGGCAGGCAUGUCUGUCAGAGGUUGGACCUCCUAUGUGGGCAGAAAGCCUUUAUGCUGGCACUUGAGAGCCCCCCAACACAAGGUGGGGUGCCUCAAGUGUCCCCAAAGCAGUUAAGAUCUAAGCCAGUUUGGUGGCUCUUUGAAGAGCAUACCUGGACAAAAAAAGGUUCGAGAUUUUUCGGGUUAUACUCUUUUAUUGUUUAACAAAAAUAGAUACUCUUUUAUUAGUGACAGGAUUUAUAAAAAUAAUAAGAAUCUGUUGAAAAGCCCAUAGUCAGCUAUUAUUUUUUUAAAAAAUCCAUACCCUCUUCAUCAACCCUACCCAGGCAGGCAGGCACAGGCAGGCAGUAAAACAUGUAACUAAAAAAUUCCUUUUUUUUUUUUCUUUUUUAAAAAUUAAACAGAGCACAACACUGCAGUGGCUUCAGGCUGCCUGAAAAAUAUGGAGCUGUGCAGGAGAAAACAGUAUUAAUUAUUAUGGGAUGCCUGUCAGGGAGCAAAACGUAUACACUACACACACAUGCAUUCACUCCCCCUUUUCCCUCUCGGCUUCAAUUAUUUUGUGGUCAUUUAAACAAAACUCUUGUUUGUGCAUUGUGACAUCUCCGGGAGGCAUGUCUCUCUCUGCAAAGUCUCAGAUAAUUUUCUCGCUUCCAGGCCUCUGUGCCACCACUGGUCCCUCUGAAUGUCUUUCUAUGCACUUAGCAACGGGUGUAAUGACUGAAGGAGUUUGGCAUUUUUACCAGUGGAGUUUCUAUCACUUUCAAAGUGGCACUGUUGCCGGAAAAUGCCAGCAGCUACGGUCUUCCACUUCCAAAACGCCCAGACCUCUGGGUUCUCCUAGUGUGAUCUUCCAUAGUUUUCUCCUCGAAACUGUGGAUCCAUAAAAAGUUGGAGAACAGGAUGAAUGGAGGGAGAGGGAAGCUGCAAUUAUACUGGGAUCACCGCUUGCAGCCCGGUUCUUAGUGAGACAAGCUGAGUCAGUCUGAAUCUCAACCCAGAUUAAAGGUACAUCAGGCAGAGUCCUAUCCAAAUACUUGCCAGGUCCCCAAAGCUUCUGUCCUGAACCUCUAAUGACUUAAAAUUAGACAUACAGAGCUGGAUUUUCAGGACAGUUGGCAAGAGAGGCUCUUGCUUUCUGAGCUGAGUGAGGGAAAUAAAACACUGUGUUUAAGAUUAAAUAAUUUGUGGAAGAUAUGGCUAUCGAUGGCUACUAACCGUAAUGGCUAUAUUCUACCUCUGCUGUCACAGGCAGCAUGUCUCUGAAUGCAAGUUGCUGGGAACUGCAAAUAGCGAGAGUUGCUCUUGCACUCAGGUCCUGCUUGCGGGCUUCCCACAGGCAUCUAGUUGGCCACUGUGAGAACAGGGUGCUGGACUAGGUGGGCCACUGGCCUGGUCCAGCUGAAGGACUCUUCUUACAUUCUUAUGAUAGCGCUUCUUCUCUCUCUCUCUCUCUCCCUCUCUGUCUCCCUCCUCCAUUAAUGGCAAACCACAUUUCGGCUGAGAUUGUCAAAGCCAUUCUUAAGUGCCCUUUUAACUUUUAGAAUAAAUGAAAACUUUUUAACGGAUGGCUAUAAGACGCUGGCAUUUCCAUCCCCCUGCCAAUUCACGCUGGCAUCCUACAUGUGCUGAGGCCUAAAUCUUUGCACACUUUUAAUCUGCACUUAUCGGCGGCCUCGGGAGAGCCACAACACGUGCAGUAAAACAGAUUUUAGUUGCCUGAGACGGCUGCCUUGGGUACUAGUACAGUGGCAUUUGGCCGUUAGUAACUAGGCCAUAUCCAAUGUGCUCUCUCCCUCCUGCUGCCGCCAAUCCAUUCCCCCCCUCUUUAAAUAAUCAAAACCAGGCCCCAGAUUUAAAGAUACAGCAUGUUCCUGCUCUGCAUUGCCAACACUUCAUUUUAAGCCGGGUCUUCUCUGCAUCAUACAUUUGCAAGCAGUUGAAGCUGAUGUCUCCAUGUCAGUGGGGCAGUGAAAUCCGCCCUGGGUUUUAGUCUGAACUCUGACAUCUCCUUGAAAGUUCAGACUAAAUUCCAGAGCAGAUUCUACUCCCUCACUGACACGAAGCCACCAGCUGCCAUUGUCUGCAAGCACUUUUCAGAAGUUGGCGGGGGGGGGGAAGAGAGAGUGAGGCCCUACAACCGUGCACUGGUUGUGUUGCCUUACCAUGCGUGAGUUGAAGUUGUAUUUUCUGCACCACCUACACCAGGGGCCGCCAACCUUUUGAAGCCCAUGGGUACAUUCGGUUUUUGAGCGAGUGCCAUGAGCAUCAUUCCGUUUGGUCAGUUCUCUCUUCCGCCUCCUCUGGAUCUGCCCCCUCUGAGAGAAACAGAAGUGCACAUGCACGUCCACGUUUGGCUUUUCCAAGGGAUCUCAGUAAAAAAAAGUCCAGUCCAGCAGAGUUAAUCUGAGUCCUGAGCGUCCUUUUUCCAACUUCCUCUUUCACCUCUAUAGGCAGUUUCAAGGGAGAAAAAGGUAAUCGCCCUCCCUCACCCCCUCAUGACAAAAGGGGCGGGGGCUCAGAGGCUUUGUGGGCAUCAGGAGAGACCUCAAGGGUACCCUUGUGCCCACGGGCACGAGGCUGCUGACCCCAGACCUACCCACUCUGGCUGUCAGAGUGUGCCUUCUAGGUGUGGGCCUGAUUGCCACUGAGGGAAGCUUUAUGUUUUCUGCCCACAUUUUGAAGGGGUGGCUGCCUGUGUCUUUAAACACAAGAAAUGGACAAGUGGCAAGGUGCUAUGACUGGCCCCGGCUAGCAUGUGGUCAUUGGCUGUUUCCCUUUCAACGUGAUGGGGCUGGUACACAAUAAGUAUAGUUGAAAGAAUGAGAUGCACAUCACGUGUGUGUGUGUGUGUGGUGCAGUAGAGUCGUAGCUCCCUGUGCCACACUUUGGGUUUUGCCUCUAGGCCAGGAAUGGGGAACUGGCAACCCUCCAGAGGUCAUUGGACUACAACUCCCACCAUCCCUGACCGUUGGCCAUGCUGGCUGGGGCUGGUGGGAGCUGGGAGUCCCUGAACAUCACCUAGAGGGCUGCAGAUUCCCCAUCCUUGCUCCAGGCUAUUGAUGCAGGGAGCAGACAGCAGGCUUGACUUUCUCUCCCAGGCCCUUCUGGUCCUCCCCAUGACCAUCGCCUGUCCUUGCCUCAUCACUAGUAGGGCAGUGGCAAGUUCAGAUGUGCAAAGUCUCUUUGGGUUAGUCACAGCUGCCCCUUCCCAUGUUUUGCUGCUGAGUUGAGAAUGAGAUCCUUCUUAAUGCCUUCUCCCACAACUGGCAUCCCUAGGAGCCAGUAAGCAUGAAAGGGAAGUGUGUUAGCUACCGAGAAGGAUCUUCUCACCUCCUUUCACUCUGAUUGGCUACAAUCCACAGGAAAAGACCAGGAAGCAUGUUAGAAGACUCUUCUCACUGGCUAACACACUCCUCUUUCAUGCUGAUUGCCUCACAGGAUGCUGGAGACACAGGGGCCCUGCUGGGAUCCUGCUCCCAAAAACAUAGGGCUCUAAGACCCCCUGAGACCCUGGGCGACUACACCCCUGCCCAUCACAUAACAAUUUGUGGCUCCUCUUGAAGGCCUCCAGUGUUGGAGAGCCCACCACCUCCCUAGGUAAUUGGUUCAAUAGUCAUACUGCUCUAACAGUUAAGACGUUUUCCCGAUGUUCAGCCGAAAUCUGGCUUCCUGCCACUUGAGCCCAUUAUUCCGUGUUCUGCACUCUGGGACGAUCGAGAUCCUGACCCUUCUCUGUAUGGCCUGGCCAUGGGCCCAGAUGGCUGCUUGGUGGAUGGGAGUUGGGAGCUCAACAUCUGGAGGGCCAAAGGUUCCCCACCUCUGAGUUGGGGCAGGGAGGUCCAGUCUUCGGACACUCUUCUCUUAAAGCACUGCUGGUAGAUCCCAGGCGUGAAUCUGGCCUAGAUGUUUGACCCAGAGUUUGGUGCAAUGGCCCCUUUCUCCCUCUCCUGACUUGUUUUAGCAGAUAGGGUGUGUGUGUGUCUCUCAAUACUUUUUUAUUUUUUACAAAUAAAACCUUUGUACUGAACCUUUUUGAAAAAGUAUGUCUGAAGUUCAGAUAUCUGAAGUAUCCUCUCUCCUCCUGCCCAACUGUGUCGUUUCCUUAAGCAGGGUCUUUGUAUGGAUAGACCCUAUUUUCUAUUGUCCAUGGAUUGUUAUAUACUCUGCAGAACUGAUUGUUUCUCAUUUUUAGUUUUAAUAAAAAAAUU
This is a messenger RNA of Rhineura floridana, 7587 nucleotides long. RefSeq names its product NF2, moesin-ezrin-radixin like (MERLIN) tumor suppressor (gene NF2). Lineage: Eukaryota; Metazoa; Chordata; Lepidosauria; Squamata; Rhineuridae. Bases 198 to 1967 code for a protein of 589 amino acids. Gene Ontology annotation, biological process: positive regulation of protein localization to early endosome; positive regulation of early endosome to late endosome transport; regulation of gliogenesis. The record is from RefSeq and is a predicted model, not a curated record. Gene Ontology annotation, cellular component: cytoskeleton; filopodium; plasma membrane. Gene Ontology annotation, molecular function: actin binding; cell adhesion molecule binding. The transcript has 18 exons.